AUGACUUAUAUUUCCCUGGCGAAUUGCUUGAAAACCCAACUACAUAUUCUUGGAGGAGCAAUUCAGACCAUCAGAGAAAGAACUUUGGAUAAAUUAGAACUACCUUUGGAUUUUAAUGUAUUCAGAGAUGAAGAUCAUUUGAUACUGGAAAAAGAAAUGUACAAGGAACUUCGUCAUUGCACCAAACAUUUAAUCAUUUUGAUUAGAGUUUACAAUGAGCUUGAAAAUAUAUUUUGUAUUGUCAUACUUGAACAAUCCGUUGUUACAGUUAUGGUGCUUUCAUCUUGUCUUUACGCUAGUAGCCUUGCUACUUUUGGAUCACCAGUAUUUUUCUCGCAAAUUGAAUUUUUUCUGGCUGUUUUAACCCAAUUCACUUGCUUUUGCUGGUUUGGAAAUGAAAUUUUUUUAGCCGGCGAAUUUGUUCAGGACUCAAUGUUUCAAUGUAAUUGGUUAAGUUCAAGCACUCGGUUUAAAAAAUGUUUGAUAAUGAACCAUGAACGAUUAAAAAAAUGUCUAUUCUUAACUAUCGGAAAAUUUACUGAUUUAAAGUUAUCCACACUGAUCACUGUUGUACGAGGUUCUUUUUCAUAUUUUGCAGUUUUUAAAAGUGUUGAUAUUUAAUUUUACAUAGUAUCGAAAACUUACCGAGCAAUUUUACACAUAAAAUAUUUAUUUUACUGUUAACUGAAAUCACCAAAAAUGCACAAUAAGUUAAUAAAGUAUUUCAA
Messenger RNA from Aethina tumida (small hive beetle), 728 nucleotides. RefSeq names its product putative odorant receptor 92a. Gene Ontology annotation, molecular function: olfactory receptor activity; odorant binding. Gene Ontology annotation, biological process: detection of chemical stimulus involved in sensory perception of smell; sensory perception of smell. The record is from RefSeq and is a predicted model, not a curated record. Gene Ontology annotation, cellular component: plasma membrane. The transcript has 5 exons. Bases 1 to 621 code for a protein of 206 amino acids. NCBI's taxonomy places the organism in Eukaryota, Metazoa, Arthropoda, Insecta, Coleoptera, Nitidulidae.